ACUGCGAAGGUGGCACUUGUGCUGAAAGAUAAUUGGGAGGGUCUGGCCUGAAGCUGGCAUCUUCUUCAACCAGCUGAGCAAAUGUUUUUCUGAACCUCAUUUUAUAAUACUCAGCACUCUUAGAUUUUUUCUUUCUCGUAGGCUUUUCAUUUGAAUCUGCAAACUUUGGCACUUUUUUUGACAUAACCAGGUCUGCGUGAGGGUCUUCAUGGAAAUUGUCUUGUUCCAAAGCUUCAAUAGCCUUUCUCGCUCGGCGUUUGCGGGCAGCAUCAUCAAGCACUCUUCUUUUCUCAGCUUCUUUGACUCUGCCAGAUUCCCUGGCUGACAUUUUGUUGUUUUCUAUGUAUUACUUAAAUUGUUUACAGUCCUUUAUCAUGCACAGGGAUGCUAAGUUGGUCCAUUAAAUCAUCAACCCGUGCUUGUAGAGUUUCUACAAUAUCUGCCGAGAUGAAUAAAUGUGUUUCAUCCAGGUCUUGAAGGAUAAAUUUUCUGCCAAGCGCUAGAGUUUCAUCUAAGUGCAGAAGGAACUGCUUCAUAGCUGGGUCACUGAAAAUAGAAAAAAAUGUCUAAGAAACGCGGUCUCAGCGCUGAUGAAAAGAAGACUAGGAUGCUUGAGAUUUUUCACCAGAGCAAAGAUUUCUUCCAGUUAAAGGAAUUAGAGAAGAUUGCCCCCAAAGAGAAAGGCAUAACAAUGCAGUCUGUUAAAGAGGUUGUACAGAGCCUAGUUGAUGAUCAUCUCGUUGACUCUGAGAAGAUAGGCACUUCUAUAUACUUCUGGUCUUUUCCCAGUAAAGCAUUUCUUGCUAAGAGAAAGAAACUAAAUGACUUACAAAGUGAGGUGGAUGAAAGUACCAAAAAAUUAAAAAAGGCCGAAGAGAGCCUUAUAACAGAAUCAGUUGGCAGAGAACCAUGUGAUGAGAGAAAUGAAGCACUGUCAUCAUUAGAACAGAUACUAAAGAAAGAGCAGUUACUUAAAACUGAGUUGCAAAAGUACAGAGACUUUGAUCCUGAGUACAUAGCUCAAUUGAAGACUGAAAUAGAGGAGUUGAAAGCAGCAGUUAAUCGAUGGACAGAAAAUAUUUACAUUUUAAAGUCUUAUGUUAAAAACACAUUUCAAAUGGAAAACGAAGUCAUUGAUCAGAGUUUUGGUAUUCCACCAGACCUGGACUACAUGGAAAUUUAAACUGUUCUCUUGCAAACAGAAAGCAUAACCUAUAUCACAUUGUUUACCUCUGAGUUUGCAAGAUUCUUUAACCGGUUUUUCCUUUUUUUCUAAUUUAACUAUGUUUAGAAAAAAUUAUAAAGGUAUGUAAUUGUAUUUUUGUAUAAAUAAAGCCCAAAUGAACAAUUAAAGACAUACCAUUCUACAAGAACACCUUUCAUUACAUUCACCAUGAUUCAUUAUUAAUACGAUCCUCGAAUACGAAGAUUUUGUCAACAGAUGUUAUAAUUAAUGAAAUUAAAUACUUUGCUUUAUAAUAACUUCAGAAAUUAGCUAAUAAAAUACGGUUCGAAAAGUCGGAAAAAUAGGAAAACGAAAUGUCAAUGUUAA
Messenger RNA from Chilo suppressalis (striped riceborer), 1552 nucleotides. NCBI's taxonomy places the organism in Eukaryota, Metazoa, Arthropoda, Insecta, Lepidoptera, Crambidae. The record is from the annotation of a GenBank genome assembly.